AUGACUGCAGUGUUAUUAAACUCAUUCCAGGUAACUACUGUUGCAAAUCAAGACACACCAUUAAAGUAUGUUAUAGCCGGAGAAAUAGAAAUCUCUUUUACUGCAUCGAAUGAGGACAUUGAUGUUUCUGUUGAUAAGAUAGAACUUAUUGCAUGUGAAAAGUCAACCUCAGCAGGUCCAACCACUGUUUCAUCAGCUACAUCGGCACCGACGACAAGUGGACUCACAGGUUUACCAAGUAUAACGACAGUGCCACUAGUAGGUGAAACAGGGGGACCACCAUCUACUACAGCAGCACCAUCGACGACAGGUGCAACCGAAGGAACACCAUCCUCAACUGUAGCAGGACCAUCAAGUUCGACUACAGGUGCACCCAGUACAACGACAGCACCAUCGACAGGUCCAACAGAAGGACCAUCAGUGUCAAUGGCGACACCGACACCAUCACCUGCACCUGAGGAAUGUCCAUCUCUUGAUUUGAUGGAAGACUCAGGAGUUGGUCUGUCAAUAACAUAUGACGAUGAGAUAAUAUCAGCUGACACUUUGAUUGGUCUUCAAAGCUCGGAUGAUAAUAGAAAACUGACUGUAACACCGUCAUCAACCGUAAAGAUUUCACUUACAAAGGUAUCAACACUUGUGUCAAUCAAUGUGAAUGGAGACAAUAUUGAAGAGAUUACUUUGACUUUUACAGAUGAAACCACAAACCAGAUAAACACGGUAACUACUGUUGCAAAUCAAGACACACAAUUAAACUAUGUUAUAGCCGGAGAAAUAGAAAUCUCUUUUACUGCAUCGAAUGAGGACAUUGAUGUUUCUGUUGAUAAGAUAGAACUAAUUGCAUGUGAAAAGUCAACAUCAGCAGGUCCAACCACUGUUUCAUCAGCUACAUCGGCACAGACGACAAGUGGAAUCACAGGUCUACCAAGUAUAACGACAGUGCCACUAGUAGGUGAAACAGGGGGACCACCAUCUACUACAGCAGCACCAUCGACGACAGGUGCAACCGAAGGAACACCAUCCUCAACUGUAGCAGGACCAUCAAGUUCGACUACAGGUGCACCCAGUACAACGACAGCACCAUCGACAGGUCCAACAGAAGGACCAUCAGUUUCAAUGGCGACACCGACACCAUCACCUGCACCUGAGGAAUGUCCAUCUCUUGAUUUGAUGGAAGACUCAGGAGUUGGUCUGUCAAUAACAUAUGACGAUGAGAUAAUAUCAGCUGACACUUUGAUUGGUCUUCAAAGCUCGGAUGAUAAUAGAAAACUGACUGUAACACCGUCAUCAACCAUAAAGAUUUCACUUACCAAGGUUUCAACACUUGUGUCAAUCAAUGUGAAUGGAGACAAUAUUGAAGAGAUUACUUUGACUUUUACAGAUGAAACCACAAACCAGUUAAACACGGUAACUACUGUUGCAAAUCAAGACACACCAUUAAACUAUGUUAUAGCCGGAGAAAUAGAAAUCUCUUUUACUGCAUCGAAUGAGGACAUUGAUGUUUCUGUUGAUAAGAUAGAACUAAUUGCAUGUGAAAAGUCAACAUCAGCAGGUCCAACCACUGUUUCAUCAGCUACAUCGGCACCGACGACAAGUGGAAUCACAGGUUUACCAAGUAUAACGACAGUGCCACUAGUAGGUGAAACAGGGGGACCACCAUCUACUACAGCAGCACCAUCGACGACAGGUGCAACCGAAGGAACACCAUCCUCAACUGUAGCAGGACCAUCAAGUUCGACUACAGGUGCACCCAGUACAACGACAGCACCAUCGACAGGUCCAACAGAAGGACCAUCAGUUUCAAUGGCGACACCGACACCAUCACCUGCACCUGAGGAAUGUCCAUCUCUUGAUUUGAUGGAAGACUCAGGAGUUGGUUUGUCAAUAACAUAUGACGAUGAGAUAAUAUCAGCUGACACUUUGAUUGGUCUUCAAAGCUCGGAUGAUAAUAGAAAACUGACUGUAACACCGUCAUCAACCGUAAAGAUUUCACUUACCAAGGUAUCAACACUUGUGUCAAUCAAUGUGAAUGGAGACAAUAUUGAAGAGAUUACUUUGACUUUAACAGAUGAAACCACAAACCAGAUAAACACGGUAACUACUGUUGCAAAUCAAGACACACCAUUAAACUAUGUUAUAGCCGGAGAAAUAGAAAUCUCUUUUACUGCAUCGAAUGAGGACAUUGAUGUUUCUGUUGAUAAGAUAGAACUAAUUGCAUGUGAAAAGUCAACCUCAGCAGGUCCAACCACUGUUUCAUCAGCUACAUCGGCACCGACGACAAGUGGAAUCACAGGUUUACCAAGUAUAACGACAGUGCCACUAGUAGGUGAAACAGGGGGACCACCAUCUACUACAGCAGCACCAUCGACGACAGGUGCAACCGAAGGAACACCAUCCUCAACUGUAGCAGAACCAUCAAGUUCGACUACAGGUGCACCCAGUACAACGACAGCACCAUCGACAGGUCCAACAGAAGGACCAUCAGUUUCAAUGGCGACACCGACACCAUCACCUGCACCUGAGGAAUGUCCAUCUCUUGAUUUGAUGGAAGACUCAGGAGUUGGUUUGUCAAUAACAUAUGACGAUGAGAUAAUAUCAGCUGACACUUUGAUUGGUCUUCAAAGCUCGGAUGAUAAUAGAAAACUGACUGUAACACCGUCAUCAACCGUAAAGAUUUCACUUACCAAGGUAUCAACACUUGUGUCAAUCAAUGUGAAUGGAGACAAUAUUGAAGAGAUUACUUUGACUUUAACAGAUGAAACCACAAACCAGAUAAACACGGUAACUACUGUUGCAAAUCAAGACACACCAUUAAACUAUGUUAUAGCCGGAGAAAUAGAAAUCUCUUUUACUGCAUUGAAUGAGGACAUUGAUGCUUCUGUUGAUAAGAUAGAACUAAUUGCAUGUGAAAAGUCAACAUCAGCAGGUCCAACCACUGUUUCAUCAGCUACAUCGGCACCGACGACAAGUGGAAUCACAGGUCUACCAAGUAUAACGACAGUGCCACUAGUAGGUGAAACAGGGGGACCACCAUCAACUACAGCAGCACCAUCGACGACAGGUGCAACCGAAGGAACACCAUCCUCAACUGUAGCAGGACCAUCAAGUUCGACUACAGGUGCACCCAGUACAACGACAGCACCAUCGACAGGUCCAACAGAAGGACCAUCAGUUUCAAUGGCGACACCGACACCAUCACCUGCACCUGAGGAAUGUUCAUCUCUUGAUUUGAUGGAAGACUCAGGAGUUGGUCUGUCAAUAACAUAUGACGAUGAGAUAAUAUCAGCUGACACUUUGAUUGGUCUUCAAAGCUCGGAUGAUAAUAGAAAACUGACUGUAACACCGUCAUCAACCGUAAAGAUUUCACUUACAAAGGUAUCAACACUUGUGUCAAUCAAUGUGAAUGGAGACAAUAUUGAAGAGAUUACUUUGACUUUUACAGAUGAAACCACAAACCAGAUAAACACGGUAACUACUGUUGCAAAUCAAGACACACCAUUAAACUAUGUUAUAGCCGGAGAAAUAGAAAUCUCUUUUACUGCAUCGAACGAGGACAUUGAUGUUUCUGUUGAUAAGAUAGAACUAAUUGCAUGUGAAAAGUCAACCUCAGCAGGUCCAACCACUGUUUCAUCAGCUACAUCGGCACCGACGACAAGUGAAAUCACAGGUUUACCAAGUAUAACGACAGUGCCACUAGUAGGUGAAACAGGGGGACCACCAUCUACUACAACAGCACCAUCGACGACAGGUGCAACCGAAGGAACACCAUCCUCAACUGUAGCAGGACCAUCAAGUUCGACUACAGGUGCACCCAGUACAACGACAGCACCAUCGACAGGUGUAACAGAAGGACCAUCAGUUUCAAUGGCGACACCGACACCAUCACCUGCACCUGAGGAAUGUCCAUCUCUUGAUUUGAUGGAAGACUCAGGAGUUGGUCUGUCAAUAACAUAUGACGAUGAGAUAAUAUCAGCUGACACUUUGAUUGGUCUUCAAAGCUCGGAUGAUAAUAGAAAACUGACUGUAACACCGUCAUCAACCGUAAAGAUUUCACUUACAAAGGUAUCAACACUUGUGUCAAUCAAUGUGAAUGGAGACAAUAUUGAAGAGAUUACUUUGACUUUUACAGAUGAAACCACAAACCAGAUAAACACGGUAACUACUGUUGCAAAUCAAGACACACCAUUAAACUAUGUUAUAGCCGGAGAAAUAGAAAUCUCUUUUACUGCAUCGAAUGAGGACAUUGAUGUUUCUGUUGAUAAGAUAGAACUAAUUGCAUGUGAAAAGUCAACCUCAGCAGGUCCAACCACUGUUUCAUCAGCUACAUCGGCACCGACGACAAGUGGAAUCACAGGUUUACCAAGUAUAACGACAGUGCCACUAGUAGGUGAAACAGGGGGACCACCAUCUACUACAGCAGCACCAUCGACGACAGGUGCAACCGAAGGAACACCAUCCUCAACUGUAGCAGGACCAUCAAGUUCGACUACAGGUGCACCCAGUACAACGACAGCACCAUCGACAGGUCCAACAGAAGGACCAUCAGUUUCAAUGGCGACACCGACACCAUCACCUGCACCUGAGGAAUGUCCAUCUCUUGAUUUGAUGGAAGACUCAGGAGUUGGUCUGUCAAUAACAUAUGACGAUGAGAUAAUAUCAGCUGACACUUUGAUUGGUCUUCAAAGCUCGGAUGAUAAUAGAAAACUGACUGUAACACCGUCAUCAACCGUAAAGAUUUCACUUACCAAGGUAUCAACACUUGUGUCAAUCAAUGUGAAUGGAGACAAUAUUGAAGAGAUUACUUUGACUUUAACAGAUGAAACCACAAACCAGAUAAACACGGUAACUACUGUUGCAAAUCAAGACACACCAUUAAACUAUGUUAUAGCCGGAGAAAUAGAAAUCUCUUUUACUGCAUCGAAUGAGGACAUUGAUGUUUCUGUUGAUAAGAUAGAACUAAUUGCAUGUGAAAAGUCAACCUCAGCAGGUCCAACCACUGUUUCAUCAGCUACAUCGGCACCGACGACAAGUGGAAUCACAGGUUUACCAAGUAUAACGACAGUGCCACUAGUAGGUGAAACAGGGGGACCACCAUCUACUACAGCAGCACCAUCGACGACAGGUGCAACCGAAGGAACACCAUCCUCAACUGUAGCAGGACCAUCAAGUUCGACUACAGGUGCAACCAGUACAACGACAGCACCAUCGACAGGUCCAACAGAAGGACCAUCAGUUUCAAUGGCGACACCGACACCAUCACCUGCACCUGAGGAAUGUCCAUCUCUUGAUUUGAUGGAAGACUCAGGAGUUGGUCUGUCAAUAACAUAUGACGAUGAGAUAAUAUCAGCUGACACUUUGAUUGGUCUUCAAAGCUCGGAUGAUAAUAGAAAACUGACUGUAACACCGUCAUCAACCGUAAAGAUUUCACUUACCAAGGUAUCAACACUUGUGUCAAUCAAUGUGAAUGGAGACAAUAUUGAAGAGAUUACUUUGACUUUAACAGAUGAAACCACAAACCAGAUAAACACGGUAACUACUGUUGCAAAUCAAGACACACCAUUAAACUAUGUUAUAGCCGGAGAAAUAGAAAUCUCUUUUACUGCAUCGAAUGAGGACAUUGAUGUUUCUGUUGAUAAGAUAGAACUAAUUGCAUGUGAAAAGUCAACCUCAGCAGGUCCAACCACUGUUUCAUCAGCUACAUCGGCACCGACGACAAGUGGAAUCACAGGUUUACCAAGUAUAACGACAGUGCCACUAGUAGGUGAAACAGGGGGACCACCAUCUACUACAGCAGCACCAUCGACGACAGGUGCAACCGAAGGAACACCAUCCUCAACUGUAGCAGGACCAUCAAGUUCGACUACAGGUGCACCCAGUACAACGACAGCACCAUCGACAGGUCAAACAGAAGGACCAUCAGUUUCAAUGGCGACACCGACACCAUCACCUGCACCUGAGGAAUGUCCAUCUCUUGAUUUGAUGGAAGACUCAGGAGUUGGUCUGUCAAUAACAUAUGACGAUGAGAUAAUAUCAGCUGACACUUUAAUUGGUCUUCAAAGCUCGGAUGAUAAUAGAAAACUGACUGUAACACCGUCAUCAACCGUAAAGAUUUCACUUACCAAGGUAUCAACCCUUGUGUCAAUCAAUGUGAAUGGAGACAAUAUUGAAGAGAUUACUUUGACUUUUACAGAUGAAACCACAAACCAGAUAAACACGGUAACUACUGUUGCAAAUCAAGACACACCAUUAAACUAUGUUAUAGCCGGAGAAAUAGAAAUCUCUUUUACUGCAUCGAAUGAGGACAUUGAUGUUUCUGUUGAUAAGAUAGAACUAAUUGCAUGUGAAAAGUCAACCUCAGCAGGUCCAACCACUGUUUCAUCAGCUACAUCGGCACCGACGACAAGUGGAAUCACAGGUUUACCAAGUAUAACGACAGUGCCACUAGUAGGUGAAACAGGGGGACCACCAUCUACUACAGCAGCACCAUCGACGACAGGUGCAACCGAAGGAACACCAUCCUCAACUGUAGCAGGACCAUCAAGUUCGACUACAGGUGCAACCAGUACAACGACAGCACCAUCGACAGGUCCAACAGAAGGACCAUCAGUUUCAAUGGCGACACCGACACCAUCACCUGCACCUGAGGAAUGUCCAUCUCUUGAUUUGAUGGAAGACUCAGGAGUUGGUCUGUCAAUAACAUAUGACGAUGAGAUAAUAUCAGCUGACACUUUGAUUGGUCUUCAAAGCUCGGAUGAUAAUAGAAAACUGACUGUAACACCGUCAUCAACCGUAAAGAUUUCACUUACCAAGGUAUCAACACUUGUGUCAAUCAAUGUGAAUGGAGACAAUAUUGAAGAGAUUACUUUGACUUUAACAGAUGAAACCACAAACCAGAUAAACACGGUAACUACUGUUGCAAAUCAAGACACACCAUUAAACUAUGUUAUAGCCGGAGAAAUAGAAAUCUCUUUUACUGCAUCGAAUGAGGACAUUGAUGUUUCUGUUGAUAAGAUAGAACUAAUUGCAUGUGAAAAGUCAACCUCAGCAGGUCCAACCACUGUUUCAUCAGCUACAUCGGCACCGACGACAAGUGGAAUCACAGGUUUACCAAGUAUAACGACAGUGCCACUAGUAGGUGAAACAGGGGGACCACCAUCUACUACAGCAGCACCAUCGACGACAGGUGCAACCGAAGGAACACCAUCCUCAACUGUAGCAGGACCAUCAAGUUCGACUACAGGUGCACCCAGUACAACGACAGCACCAUCGACAGGUCCAACAGAAGGACCAUCAGUUUCAAUGGCGACACCGACACCAUCACCUACACCUGAGGAAUGUCCAUCUCUUGAUUUGAUGGAAGACUCAGGAGUUGGUCUGUCAAUAACAUAUGACGAUGAGAUAAUAUCAGCUGACACUUUGAUUGGUCUUCAAAGCUCGGAUGAUAAUAGAAAACUGACUGUAACACCGUCAUCAACCGUAAAGAUUUCACUUACAAAGGUAUCAACACUUGUGUCAAUCAAUGUGAAUGGAGACAAUAUUGAAGAGAUUACUUUGACUUUUACAGAUGAAACCACAAACCAGAUAAACACGGUAACUACUGUUGCAAAUCAAGACACACCAUUAAACUAUGUUAUAGCCGGAGAAAUAGAAAUCUCUUUUACUGCAUCGAAUGAGGACAUUGAUGUUUCUGUUGAUAAGAUAGAACUAAUUGCAUGUGAAAAGUCAACAUCAGCAGGUCCAACCACUGUUUCAUCAGCUACAUCGGCACCGACGACAAGUGGAAUCACAGGUUUACCAAGUAUAACGACAGUGCCACUAGUAGGUGAAACAGGGGGACCACCAUCUACUACAGCAGCACCAUCGACGACAGGUGCAACCGAAGGAACACCAUCCUCAACUGUAGCAGGACCAUCAAGUUCGACUACAGGUGCACCCAGUACAACGACAGCACCAUCGACAGGUCCAACAGAAGGACCAUCAGUUUCAAUGGCGACACCGACACCAUCACCUGCACCUGAGGAAUGUCCAUCUCUUGAUUUGAUGGAAGACUCAGGAGUUGGUCUGUCAAUAACAUAUGACGAUGAGAUAAUAUCAGCUGACACUUUGAUUGGUCUUCAAAGCUCGGAUGAUAAUAGAAAACUGACUGUAACACCGUCAUCAACCGUAAAGAUUUCACUUACCAAGGUAUCAACACUUGUGUCAAUCAAUGUGAAUGGAGACAAUAUUGAAGAGAUUACUUUGACUUUAACAGAUGAAACCACAAACCAGAUAAACACGGUAACUACUGUUGCAAAUCAAGACACACCAUUAAACUAUGUUAUAGCCGGAGAAAUAGAAAUCUCUUUUACUGCAUCGAAUGAGGACAUUGAUGUUUCUGUUGAUAAGAUAGAACUAAUUGCAUGUGAAAAGUCAACCUCAGCAGGUCCAACCACUGUUUCAUCAGCUACAUCGGCACCGACGACAAGUGGAAUCACAGGUUUACCAAUUAUAACGACAGUGCCACUAGUAGGUGAAACAGGGGGACCACCAUCUACUACAGCAGCACCAUCGACGACAGGUGCAACCGAAGGAACACCAUCCUCAACUGUAGCAGGACCAUCAAGUUCGACUACAGGUGCACCCAGUACAACGACAGCACCAUCGACAGGUCCAACAGAAGGACCAUCAGUUUCAAUGGCGACACCGACACCAUCACCUGCACCUGAGGAAUGUCCAUCUCUUGAUUUGAUGGAAGACUCAGGAGUUGGUCUGUCAAUAACAUAUGACGAUGAGAUAAUAUCAGCUGACACUUUAAUUGGUCUUCAAAGCUCGGAUGAUAAUAGAAAACUGACUGUAACACCGUCAUCAACCGUAAAGAUUUCACUUACAAAGGUAUCAACACUUGUGUCAAUCAAUGUGAAUGGAGACAAUAUUGAAGAGAUUACUUUGACUUUUACAGAUGAAACCACAAACCAGAUAAACACGGUAACUACUGUUGCAAAUCAAGACACACCAUUAAACUAUGUUAUAGCCGGAGAAAUAGAAAUCUCUUUUACUGCAUCGAAUGAGGACAUUGAUGUUUCUGUUGAUAAGAUAGAACUAAUUGCAUGUGAAAAGUCAACAUCAACAGGUCCAACCACUGUUUCAUCAGCUACAUCGGCACCGACGACAAUUGGAAUCACAGGUUUACCAAGUAUAACGACAGUGCCACUAGUAGGUGAAACAGGGGGACCACCAUCUACUACAGCAGCACCAUCGACGACAGGUGCAACCGAAGGAACACCAUCCUCAACUGUAGCAGGACCAUCAAGUUCGACUACAGGUGCACCCAGUACAACGACAGCACCAUCGACAGGUCCAACAGAAGGACCAUCAGUUUCAAUGGCGACACCGACACCAUCACCUGCACCUGAGGAAUGUCCAUCUCUUGAUUUGAUGGAAGACUCAGGAGUUGGUCUGUCAAUAACAUAUGACGAUGAGAUAAUAUCAGCUGACACUUUGAUUGGUCUUCAAAGCUCGGAUGAUAAUAGAAAACUGACUGUAACACCGUCAUCAACCGUAAAGAUUUCACUUACCAAGGUAUCAACACUUGUGUCAAUCAAUGUGAAUGGAGACAAUAUUGAAGAGAUUACUUUGACUUUAACAGAUGAAACCACAAACCAGAUAAACACGGUAACUACUGUUGCAAAUCAAGACACACCAUUAAACUAUGUUAUAGCCGGAGAAAUAGAAAUCUCUUUUACUGCAUCGAAUGAGGACAUUGAUGUUUCUGUUGAUAAGAUAGAACUAAUUGCAUGUGAAAAGUCAACCUCAGCAGGUCCAACCACUGUUUCAUCAGCUACAUCGGCACCGACGACAAGUGGAAUCACAGGUUUACCAAGUAUAACGACAGUGCCACUAGUAGGUGAAACAGGGGGACCACCAUCUACUACAGCAGCACAAUCGACGACAGGUGCAACCGAAGGAACACCAUCCUCAACUGUAGCAGGACCAUCAAGUUCGACUACAGGUGCACCCAGUACAACGACAGCACCAUCGACAGGUCCAACAGAAGGACCAUCAGUUUCAAUGGCGACACCGACACCAUCACCUGCACCUGAGGAAUGUCCAUCUCUUGAUUUGAUGGAAGACUCAGGAGUUGGUCUGUCAAUAACAUAUGACGAUGAGAUAAUAUCAGCUGACACUUUAAUUGGUCUUCAAAGCUCGGAUGAUAAUAGAAAACUGACUGUAACACCGUCAUCAACCGUAAAGAUUUCACUUACCAAGGUAUCAACACUUGUGUCAAUCAAUGUGAAUGGAGACAAUAUUGAAGAGAUUACUUUGACUUUUACAGAUGAAACCACAAACCAGAUAAACACGGUAACUACUGUUGCAAAUCAAGACACACCAUUAAACUAUGUUAUAGCCGGAGAAAUAGAAAUCUCUUUUACUGCAUCGAAUGAGGACAUUGAUGUUUCUGUUGAUAAGAUAGAAAUAAUUGCAUGUGAAAAGUCAACAUCAACAGGUCCAACCACUGUUUCAUCAGCUACAUCGGCACCGACGACAAGUGGAAUCACAGGUUUACCAAGUAUAACGACAGUGCCACUAGUAGGUGAAACAGGGGGACCACCAUCUACUACAGCAGCACCAUCGACGACAGGUGCAACCGAAGGAACACCAUCCUCAACUGUAGCAGGACCAUCAAGUUCGACUACAGGUGCACCCAGUACAACGACAGCACCAUCGACAGGUCCAACAGAAGGACCAUCAGUUUCAAUGGCGACACCGACACCAUCACCUGCACCUGAGGAAUGUCCAUCUCUUGAUUUGAUGGAAGACUCAGGAGUUGGUCUGUCAAUAACAUAUGACGAUGAGAUAAUAUCAGCUGACACUUUGAUUGGUCUUCAAAGCUCGGAUGAUAAUAGAAAACUGACUGUAACACCGUCAUCAACCGUAAAGAUUUCACUUACCAAGGUAUCAACACUUGUGUCAAUCAAUGUGAAUGGAGACAAUAUUGAAGAGAUUACUUUGACUUUUACAGAUGAAACCACAAACCAGAUAAACACGGUAACUACUGUUGCAAAUCAAGACACACCAUUAAACUAUGUUAUAGCCGGAGAAAUAGAAAUCUCUUUUACUGCAUCGAAUGAGGACAUUGAUGUUUCUGUUGAUAAGAUAGAACUAAUUGCAUGUGAAAAGUCAACAUCAGCAGGUCCAACCACUGUUUCAUCAGCUACAUCGGCACCGACGACAAGUGGAAUCACAGGUUUACCAAGUAUAACGACAGUGACACUAGUAGGUGAAACAGAGGGACCACCAUCUACUACAGCAGCACCAUCGACGACAGGUGCAACCGAAGGAACACCAUCCUCAACUGUAGCAGGACCAUCAAGUUCGACUACAGGUGCACCCAGUACAACGACAGCACCAUCGACAGGUCCAACAGAAGGACCAUCAGUUUCAAUGGCGACACCGACACCAUCACCUGCACCUGAGGAAUGUCCAUCUCUUGAUUUGAUGGAAGACUCAGGAGUUGGUCUGUCAAUAACAUAUGACGAUGAGAUAAUAUCAGCUGACACUUUGAUUGGUCUUCAAAGCUCGGAUGAUAAUAGAAAACUGACUGUAACACCGUCAUCAACCGUAAAGAUUUCACUUACCAAGGUAUCAACACUUGUGUCAAUCAAUGUGAAUGGAGACAAUAUUGAAGAGAUUACUUUGACUUUUACAGAUGAAACCACAAACCAGAUAAACACGGUAACUACUGUUGCAAAUCAAGACACACCAUUAAACUAUGUUAUAGCCGGAGAAAUAGAAAUCUCUUUUACUGCAUCGAAUGAGGACAUUGAUGUUUCUGUUGAUAAGAUAGAACUAAUUGCAUGUGAAAAGUCAACAUCAGCAGGUCCAACCACUGUUUCAUCAGCUACAUCGGCACCGACGACAAGUGGAAUCACAGGUUUACCAAGUAUAACGACAGUGCCACUAGUAGGUGAAACAGGGGGACCACCAUCUACUACAGCAGCACCAUCGACGACAGGUGCAACCGAAGGAACACCAUCCUCAACUGUAGCAGGACCAUCAAGUUCGACUACAGGUGCACCCAGUACAACGACAGCACCAUCGACAGGUCCAACAGAAGGACCAUCAGUUUCAAUGGCGACACCGACACCAUCACCUGCACCUGAGGAAUGUCCAUCUCUUGAUUUGAUGGAAGACUCAGGAGUUGGUCUGUCAAUAACAUAUGACGAUGAGAUAAUAUCAGCUGACACUUUGAUUGGUCUUCAAAGCUCGGAUGAUAAUAGAAAACUGACUGUAACACCGUCAUCAACCGUAAAGAUUUCACUUACCAAGGUAUCAACACUUGUGUCAAUCAAUGUGAAUGGAGACAAUAUUGAAGAGAUUACUUUGACUUUUACAGAUGAAACCACAAACCAGAUAAACACGGUAACUACUGUUGCAAAUCAAGACACACCAUUAAACUAUGUUAUAGCCGGAGAAAUAGAAAUCUCUUUUACUGCAUCGAAUGAGGACAUUGAUGUUUCUGUUGAUAAGAUAGAACUAAUUGCAUGUGAAAAGUCAACAUCAGCAGGUCCAACCACUGUUUCAUCAGCUACAUCGGCACCGACGACAAGUGGAAUCACAGGUUUACCAAGUAUAACGACAGUGCCACUAGUAGGUGAAACAGGGGGAUCACCAUCUACUACAGCAGCACCAUCGACGACAGGUGCAACCGAAGGAACACCAUCCUCAACUGUAGCAGGACCAUCAAGUUCGACUACAGGUGCACCCAGUACAACGACAGCACCAUCGACAGGUCCAACAGAAGGACCAUCAGUUUCAAUGGCGACACCGACACCAUCACCUGCACCUGAGGAAUGUCCAUCUCUUGAUUUGAUGGAAGACUCAGGAGUUGGUAUGUCAAUAACAUAUGACGAUGAGAUAAUAUCAGCUGACACUUUGAUUGGUCUUCAAAGCUCGGAUGAUAAUAGAAAACUGACUGUAACACCGUCAUCAACCGUAAAGAUUUCACUUACCAAGGUAUCAACACUUGUGUCAAUCAAUGUGAAUGGAGAAAAUAUUGAAGAGAUUACUUUGACUUUUACAGAUGAAACCACAAACCAGAUAAACACGGUAACUACUGUUGCAAAUCAAGACACACCAUUAAACUAUGUUAUAGCCGGAGAAAUAGAAAUCUCUUUUACUGCAUCGAAUGAGGACAUUGAUGUUUCUGUUGAUAAGAUAGAACUAAUUGCAUGUGAAAAGUCAACAUCAGCAGGUCCAACCACUGUUUCAUCAGCUACAUCGGCACCGACGACAAGUGGAAUCACAGGUUUACCAAGUAUAACGACAGUGCCACUAGUAGGUGAAACAGGGGGAUCACCAUCUACUACAGCAGCACCAUCGACGACAGGUGCAACCGAAGGAACACCAUCCUCAACUGUAGCAGGACCAUCAAGUUCGACUACAGGUGCACCCAGUACAACGACAGCACCAUCGACAGGUCCAACAGAAGGACCAUCAGUUUCAAUGGCGACACCGACACCAUCACCUGCACCUGAGGAAUGUCCAUCUCUUGAUUUGAUGGAAGACUCAGGAGUUGGUCUGUCAAUAACAUAUGACGAUGAGAUAAUAUCAGCUGACACUUUGAUUGGUCUUCAAAGCUCGGAUGAUAAUAGAAAACUGACUGUAACACCGUCAUCAACCGUAAAGAUUUCACUUACCAAGGUAUCAACACUUGUGUCAAUCAAUGUGAAUGGAGACAAUAUUGAAGAGAUUACUUUGACUUUUACAGAUAAAACCACAAACCAGAUGAAAACGGUAACUACUGUUGCAAAUCAAGACACACCAUUAAACUAUGUUAUAGCCGGAGAAAUAGAAAUCUCUUUUACUGCAUCGAAUGAGGACAUUGAUGUUUCUGUUGAUAAGAUAGAACUAAUUGCAUGUGAAAAGUCAACCUCAGCAGGUCCAACCACUGUAUCAUCAGCUACAUCGGCACCGAUGACAAGUGGAAUCACAGGUUUACCAAGUAUAACGACAGUGCCACUAGUAGGUGAAACAGGGGGACCACCAUCUACUACAGCAGCACCAUCGACGACAGGUGCAACCGAAGGAACACCAGCCUCAACUGUAGCAGGACCAUCAAGUUCGACUACAGGUGCACCCAGUACAACGACAGCACCAUCGACAAAUCCAACAGAAGGACCAUCAGUUUCAAUGGCGACACCGACACCAUCACCUGCACCUGAGGAAUGUCCAUCUCUUGAUUUGAUGGAAGACUCAGGAGUUGGUCUGUCAAUAACAUAUGACGAUGAGAUAAUAUCAGCUGACACUUUGAUUGGUCUUCAAAGCUCGGAUGAUAAUAGAAAACUGACUGUAUCACCGUCAUCUACCGUAAAGAUUUCACUUACCAAGGUAUCAACACUUGUGUCAAUCAAUGUGAAUGGAGACAAUAUUGAAGAGAUUACUUUGACUUUUACAGAUGAAACCACAAACCAGAUAAACACGGUAACUACAGUUGCAAAUCAAGACACACCAUUAAACUAUGUUAUAGUCGGAGAAAUAGAAAUCUCUUUUACUGCAUCGAAUGAGGACAUUGAUGUUUCUGUUGAUAAGAUAGAACUAAUUGCAUGUGAAAAAUCAACAUCAGCAGGUUCAACCACUGUUUCAUCAGCUACAUCGGCACCGACGACAAGUGGAAUCACAGGUUUACCAAGUAUAACGACAGUGCCACUAGUAGGUGAAACAGCAGGAUCACCGUCUACUUCAGCAGCACCAUCGACAACAGGUGCAACCGAAGGAACACCAUCCUUAACUGUAGCAGGACCAUCAAGUUCGACUACAGGUGCACCCAGUACAACGACAGCACCAUCGACAGGUCCAACAGAAGGACCAUCAGUUUCAAUGGCGACACCGACACCAUCACCUGCACCUGAGGAAUGUACAUCUCUUGAUUUGAUGGAAGACUCAGGAGUUGGUCUGUCAAUAACAUAUGACGAUGAGAUAAUAUCAGCUGACACUUUGAUUGGUCUUCAAAGCUCGGAUGAUAAUAGAAAACUGACUGUAACACCGUCAUCAACCGUAAAGAUUUCACUUACCAAGGUAUCAACACUUGUGUCAAUCAAUGUGAAUGGAAACAAUAUUGAAGAGAUUACUUUGACUUUUACAGAUGAAACCACAAACCAGAUAAACACGGUAACUACUGUUGCAAAUCAAGACACACCAUUAAACUAUGUUAUAGCCGGAGAAAUAGAAAUCUCUUUUACUGCAUCGAAUGAGGACAUUGAUGUUUCUGUUGAUAAGAUAGAACUAAUUGCAUGUGAAAAGUCAACCUCAGCAGGUCCAACCACUGUUUCAUCAGCUACAUCGGCACCGACGACAAGUGGAAUCACAGGUUUACCAAGUAUAACGACAGUGCCACUAGUAGGUCAAACAGGGGGACCACCAUCUACUACAUCAGCACCAUCGACAACAGGUGCAACCGAAGGAACACCAUCCUUAACUGCAGCAGGACCAUUAAGUUCGACUACAGGUGCACCCAGUACAACGACAGCACCAUCGACAGGUCCAACAGAAGGACCAUCAGUUUCAAUGGCGACACCGACACCAUCACCUGCACCUGAGGAAUGUACAUCUCUUGAUUUGAUGGAAGACUCCGGAGUUGGUCUGUCAAUAACAUAUGACGAUGAGAUAAUAUCAGCUGACACUUUGAUUGGUCUUCAACGCUCGGAUGAUAAUAGAAAACUGACUGUAACACCGUCAUCAACCGUAAAGAUUUCACUUACCAAGGUAUCAACACUUGUGUCAAUCAAUGUGAAUGGAAACAAUAUUGAAGAGAUUACUUUGACUUUUACAGAUGAAACCACAAACCAGAUAAACACGGUAACUACUGUUGCAAAUCAAGACACACCAUUAAACUAUGUUAUAGCCGGAGAAAUAGAAAUCUCUUUUACUGCAUCGAAUGAGGACAUUGAUGUUUCUGUUGAUAAGAUAGAACUAAUUGCAUGUGAAAAGUCAACCUCAGCAGGUCCAACCACUGUUUCAUCAGCUACAUCGGCACCGACGACAAGUGGAAUCACAGGUUUACCAAGUAUAACGACAGUGACACUAGUAGGUCAAACAGGGGGACCCCCAUCUACUACAGCAGCACCAUCGACGACAGGUGCAACCGAAGGAACACCAUCCUCAACUGUAGCAGGACCAUCAAGUUCGACUACUGGUGCACCCAGUACAUCGACAGCACCAUCCACAAGUCCAACAGAAGGACCAUCAAUUUCAUUGGCGACACCGACACCAUCACCUGCACCUGAGGAAUGUCCAUCUCUUGAUUUGAUGGAAGACUCAGAAGUUGGUCUGUCAAUAACAUAUGACGAUGAGAUAAUAUCAGCUGACACUUUGAUUGGUCUUCAAAGCUCGGAUGAUAAUAGAAAACUGACUGUAACAACGUCAUCAACCGUAACGAUUUCACUUACCAAGGUAUCAACACUUGUGUCAAUCAAUGUGAAUGGAGACAAUAUUGAAGAGAUUACUUUGACUUUUACAGAUGAAACAAAAAACCAGAUAAAAACGGUAACUACUGUUGCAAAUCAAGACACACCAUUAAACUAUGUUAUAGCCGGAGAAAUAGAAAUCUCUUUUACUGCAUCGAAUGAGGACAUUGAUGUUUCUGUUGAUAAGAUAGAACUAAUUGCAUGUGAAAAGUCAACCUCAGCAGGCCCAACCACUGUUUCAUCAGCUACAUCGGCACUGCCGACAAGUGGAAUUACAGGUUUACCAAGUAUAACGACAGUGCCACUAGUAGGUCAAACAGAGGGACCACCAUCUACUACAGCAGCACCAUCGACGACAGGUGCAACCGAAGGAACACCAUUCUCAACUGUAGCAGGACCAUCAAGUUCGACUACAGGUACACCCAGUACAACGACAGCACCAUCGACAGGUCCAACAGAAGGACCAUCAAUUUCAAUGGCGACACCGACACCAUCACCUGCACCUGAGGAAUGUCAAUCGAUGAAUUUGAUGGAAGACUCAGGAGUUGGUCUGUCAAUAACAUAUGACGAUGAGAUAGUAUCAGCUGAGACUUUGAUUGGUCUUCAAAACUCGGAUGAUAAUCGAAGCUUAACUGUACUAUCAUCAUCAACUUUGACUAUUUCACUUACCAAGGUAUCAACACUUGUGUCAAUCAAUGUGAAUGGAGACAAUAUUGAUGAGAUUACUUUGACUUAUACAGAUGAAACCACAAACCAGAUAAAAACGAUCAUUAUUAAUAGUAAUGAAGAUACAUUAUUGAAUUAUGACGCUGCGAAAGUAUUAAAAAUUUCCUUUACUGGAGUUGGAGACAACGAUGUAUCCAUUGAUAUGAUAGAAUUGAUUGCCUGUAAUCUACAAAGAACGUCAUCUUUAACAAGUCAACAUGUAAUGACUUCAGAACCAACUACGAUAAUACCUUCCUUGACUACAGCUUCAGCAUCAACAUGCGAAUCAGUCGAUGGUAUGUCGAGUCCGGCAUUAAUUCCUGACGGAAGUAUUGAAAUAAAUGUUCCAACACAAAACGAUGUAGAGAAAAUUCGACCUGGAGGUGAUUCAUUAAUCAUAUUGGACAAUAAGAUUGAAAUCCCUAUGAUAUCUAUUUUGCUUAGACAGAAACCAGAGUUAGGAAGUGUAGAAAUUUACCCAAGUUCCAAUGAAAGCAAUGUAAAUACAUACAUUGUCAGUGUACAGGAUUCUCAGGAUGUGUUGCCACACCAGAUAGGAAAGGUUUACAACGGAGACGAAAUAGCACCAUUCCCCUCUGGUGUGUUUGCAGAUAAAGUUAUCAUUACAUUGUUGACAAAGAAUAAUCCCAAUCAACCGUACUAUGUAGACGUUAAACUCAACGCCUGUUUCAUCGUAUCACAAUCUACAAAAGUCCCAACAGGACUACAGUCUGUACAAGUAACAGUAGGCCAACCUUCUGCAACAAGAACACCAUCUCCAGGUGUAAGCACUGGUCCACCAUCUGUAACUGGGGGACCAUCUACAGCGGUAACCACCGGUCAACCUUCUGCAACAGGAACACCAUCACCAGGUGUAAGCACUGGUUCACCUUCUGCAACUGGCGAACCAUCUACAUCAGUAACAACCAGUCAACCUUCUGCAACAGGAACAACAUCUCCAGGUGUAAGCACAGGUCCACCUUCUGUAACUGGAGGACCAUCUACAGCAGUAACAACCGGUCAACCUUCUGUAACAGGAACACCAUCACCAGGUGUAAGCACAGGUCCACCUUCUGUAACUGGAGGACCAUCUACAGUAGUAACUACCGGUCAACCUUCUGUAACAGGAACACCAUCACCAGGUGUAAGCACAGGUCCACCUUCUGUAACUGGAGGACCAUCUACAGUAGUAACUACCGGUCAACCUUCUGUAACAGGAACACCAUCUCCAGGUGUAAGCACUGGCCCACCUUCUGUAACUGGAGGACCAUCUACAGCCGUAACCACUGGUCAACCUUCUGCAACUGGAACACCAUCACCAGGUGUAAGCACUGGCCCGACUUCUGUAACUGGAGGACCAUCUACAGCGGUAACCACCGGUCAACCUUCUGCAACAGGAACACCAUCACCAGGUGUAAGCACUGGCCCGACUUCUGUAACUGGAGGACCAUCUACAGUGGUAACCACCGGCCAACCUUCUGCAACAGGAACACCAUCUCCAGGUGUAACCACCGCUGAAACAUCUGAAACAGGAACACCAUCUCCAGGUGUAAGCACUGGCCCACAUUCUGUAACUGGUGGACCAUCAACAGUAGUAACUACCGGUAGACCUUCUGCAACAGGAACAACAUCUCCAGGUGUAAGCACUGGCCCAUCUUCUGUAACCGGAGGACCAUCUACAGCAGUAACAACCAGUCAAACUUCUGCAACAGGAACAACAUCUCCAGAUGUAAGCACAGGUCCACCUUCUGUAACUGGAGGACCAUCUACAGCAGUAACAACCGGUCAACCUUCUGUAACAGGAACACCAUCACCAGGUGUAAGCACAGGUCCACCUUCUGUAACUGGAGGACCAUCUACAGUAGUAACUACCGGUCAACCUUCUGUAACAGGAACACCAUCACCAGGUGUAAGCACUGGCCCACCUUCUGUAACUGGAGGACCAUCUACAGUAGUAACUACCGGUCAACCUUCUGCAACUGGAACACCAUCAUCAGGUGUAAGCACUGGCCCACCUUCUGUAACUGGAGGACCAUCUACAGUAGUAACUACCGGUCAACCUUCUGCAACUGGAACACCAUCUCCAGGUGUAAGCACUGGCCCACCAUCUGUAACUGCAGGACCAUCUACAGUAGUAACUACCGGUCAACCUUCUGCAACUGGAACACCAUCUCCAGGUGUAAGCACUGGCCCACCUUCUGUAACUGCAGGACCAUCUACAGCGGUAACCACCGGUCAACCUUCUGCAACAGGAACACCAUCACCAGGUGUAAGCACUGGUUCACCUUCUGCAAUUGGCGAACCAUCUACAUCAGUAACAACCAGUCAACCUUCUGCAACAGGAACAACAUCUCCAGGUGUAAGCACAGGUCCACCUUCUGUAACUGGAGGGCCAUCUACAGCAGUAACAACCGGUCAACCUUCUGUAACAGGAACACCAUCACCAGGUGUAAGCACAGGUCCACCUUCUGUAACUGGAGGACCAUCUACAGUAGUAACUACCGGUCAACCUUCUGUAACAGGAACACCAUCACCAGGUGUAAGCACUGGCCCACCUUCUGUAACUGGAGGACCAUCUACAGUAGUAACUACCGGUCAACCUUCUGUAACAGGAACACCAUCUCCAGGUGUAAGCACUGGCCCACCUUCUGUAACUGGAGGACCAUCUACAGCCGUAACCACCGGUCAACCUUCUGUAACAGGAACACCAUCUCCAGGUGUAAGCACUGGCCCACCUUCUGUAACUGGAGGACCAUCUACAGCCGUAACCACCGGUCAACCUUCUGCAACAGGAACACCAUCAUCAGGUGUAAGCACUGGCCCGACUUCUGUAACUGGAGGAUCAUCUACAGUAGUAACCACCGGUCAACCUUCUGCAACAGGAACAUCAUCUCCAGGUGUAACCACCGCUGAAACAUCUGAAACAGGAACACCAUCUCCAGGUGUAAGCACUGGCCCACCUUCUGUAACUGGUGGACCAUCAACAGUAGUAACUACCGGUAGACCUUCUGCAACAGGAACAACAUCUCCAGGUGUAAGCACUGGUCCACCUUCUGUAACAGGAACACCAUCUCCAGCUGUAAGCACUGGUCCACCUUCUGUAACAGGAACACCAUCUCCAGCUGUAAGCACUGGCCCACCUUCUGUAACAGGAACACCAUCUCCAGGUGUAAGCACUGGCCCACCUUCUGUAUCUGGAGGACCAUCUACAGCGGUAACUUCCGGUCAACCUUCUGCAACAGGAACACCAUCACCAGGUGUAAGCACUGGCCCAUCUUCUGUAACUGGAGGACCAUCUACAGUUGUAACUACCGGUAAACCUUCUGUAACAGGAACACCAUCCCCAGGUGUAAGCACUGGUCCACCUUCUGUAACUGGAGGACCAUCUACAGCAGUAACAACCAGUCAACCUUCUGCAACAGGAACACCAUCUCCAGGUGUAAGCACUGGUCCACCUUCUGUAACCGGAGGACCAUCUACAGCAGUAACUACCGGUCAACCUUCUGCAACAGGAACACCAUCACCAGGUGUAAGCCAUGGUCCACCUUCUUCAACUGGAGGACCAUCUACAGUAGUAACUACCGGUCAACCUUCUGCAACAGGAACACCAUCUCCAGGUGUAAGCACUGGCCCAUCUUCUGUAACCGGAGGACCAUCUACAGCAGUAACAACCGGUCAACCUUCUGAAACAGGAACACCAUCUCCAGGUGUAAGCACUGGCCCACCUUCUGUAACUGGAGGACCAUCUACAGCAGAAACCACCGGUCUACCUUCUUCAACAGGAACACCAUCUCCAGGUGUAAGCACUGGCCCACCUUCUGUAACUGAAGGACCAACUACAGCAGUAACAACCGGUCAACCUUCUGAAACAGGAACACCAUCUCCAGCUGUAAGCACUGGCCCACCUUCUGUAACUGAAGGACCAACUACAGCAGUAACAACCGGUCAACCUUCUGAAACAGGAACACCAUCUCCAGCAGUAACAACCGGCCCAUCUUCUGUAACUGAAGGACCAACUACAGCAGUAACAACCGGUCAACCUUCUGUAACAGGAACACCAUCACCAGGUGUAAGCACUGGCCCACCUUCUGUAACAGGAACACCAUCUCCAGCUGUAAGCACUGGUCCACCUUCUGUAACUGGAGGACCAUCUACAGCAGUAAGCACUGGUCAACCUUUUGUAACAGGAACACCAUCUGCAGGUGUAAGCACUGGUCCACCUUCUGUAACUGCAGGACCAUCUACAGUAGUAACUACUGGUCAAUCUCCUGCAACAGGAACACCAUCUCCAGGUGUAAGCACCGGUCCACCUUCUGUAACCGGAGGACCAUCUACAGCAGUAACAACCGGUCAACCUUCUGUAACAGGAACACCAUCUCCAGGUGUAAGCACUGGCCCACCUUCUGUAACUGGAGGACCAUCUACAGUAGUAACUACCGGUCAACCUUCUGUAACAGGAACACCAUCUCCAGGUGUAAGCACUGGUCCACCUUCUGUAACCGGAGGACCAUCUACAGCAGUAACAACCAGUCAACCUUCUGCAACAGGAACACCAUCUCCAGGUGUAAGCACUGGUCCACCUUCUGCAACCGGAGGACCAUCUACAGCAGUAACUACCGGUCAACCUUCUGCAACAGGAACACCAUCUCCAGGUGUAAGAACUGGUCCAUCUUCUGUAACCGGAGGACCAUCUACAGCAGUAACCACCGGUCAACCUUCUGCAACAGGAACACCAUCACCAGGUGUAAGCACUGGCCCACCUUCUGUAACUGCAGGACCAUCUACAGUAGUAACCACAGGUCAACCUUCUGCAACAGGAACACCAUCUCCAGGUGUAAACACUGGUCCACCUUCUGCAACAGGAACACCAUCACCAGCUGUAAGCACUGGCCCACCUUCUGUAACUGCAGGACCAUCUACAGCAGUAACCACCGGUCAACCUUCUGUAACAGGAACACCAUCUCCAGGUGUAAGCACUGGCCCACCUUCUGUAACUGGAGGACCCUCUACAGCAGUAACAACCAGUCAACCUUCUGCAACUGGAACACCAUCUCCAGGUGUAACCACCGCUGAAACAUCUGCAACAGGAACACCAUCUUCAGUUGUUAAUACUGUUUCACCUAUUACAACUAGUGGACCAUCGUCAAGAUCAACACCGGGUGUACCUCCUGCAACAAUAGUACCAUCUCCAAGUGUGAGUACUGGUCCACCUUCAGUAACCGGAGGACCAUCUACAGCAGUAACCACCGGUCAAACUUCUGCAACAGGAACACCAUCACCAGGUGUAAGCACUGGUCCACCUUCUGCAACUGAAGGACCCUAUACUGCAGUAACAACCGGUCAACUAUCUACAACAGGAACACCAUCUACAGGUGUAAGCACUGACACGCCUUCUGUAACUGGAGGACCAUCUACAGUAGUAACAACCAGUCAACCUUCUACAACAAGAACACCAUCUCCAGCUGUAAGCACUGGUCCACCUUCUGCAACUGGAGGACCAUCUACAGCAGUAAGCACUGGUCAACCUUUUGUAACAGGAACACCAUCUGCAGGUGUAAGCACUGGUCCACCUUCUGUAACUGCAGGACCAUCUACAGUAGUAACUACUGGUCAAUCUCCUGCAACAGGAACACCAUCUCCAGGUGUAAGCACCGGUCCACCUUCUGUAACCGGAGGACCAUCUACAGCAGUAACAACCGGUCAACCUUCUGUAACAGGAACACCAUCUCCAGGUGUAAGCACUGGCCCACCUUCUGUAACUGGAGGACCAUCUACAGUAGUAACUACCAGUCAACCUUCUGUAACAGGAACACCAUCUCCAGGUGUAAGCACUGGUCCACCUUCUGUAACCGGAGGACCAUCUACAGCAGUAACAACCAGUCAACCUUCUGCAACAGGAACACCAUCUCCAGGUGUAAGCACUGGUCCACCUUCUGCAACCGGAGGACCAUCUACAGCAGUAACUACCGGUCAACCUUCUGCAACAGGAACACCAUCUCCAGGUGUAAGAACUGGUCCAUCUUCUGUAACCGGAGGACCAUCUACAGCAGUAACCACCGGUCAACCUUCUGCAACAGGAACACCAUCACCAGGUGUAAGCACUGGCCCACCUUCUGUAACUGCAGGACCAUCUACAGUAGUAACCACAGGUCAACCUUCUGCAACAGGAACACCAUCUCCAGGUGUAAACACUGGUCCACCUUCUGCAACAGGAACACCAUCACCAGCUGUAAGCACUGGCCCACCUUCUGUAACUGCAGGACCAUCUACAGCAGUAACCACCGGUCAACCUUCUGUAACAGGAACACCAUCUCCAGGUGUAAGCACUGGCCCACCUUCUGUAACUGGAGGACCCUCUACAGCAGUAACAACCAGUCAACCUUCUGCAACUGGAACACCAUCUCCAGGUGUAACCACCGCUGAAACAUCUGCAACAGGAACACCAUCUUCAGUUGUUAAUACUGUUUCACCUAUUACAACUAGUGGACCAUCGUCAAGAUCAACACCGGGUGUACCUCCUGCAACAAUAGUACCAUCUCCAAGUGUGAGUACUGGUCCACCUUCAGUAACCGGAGGACCAUCUACAGCAGUAACCACCGGUCAAACUUCUGCAACAGGAACACCAUCACCAGGUGUAAGCACUGGUCCACCUUCUGCAACUGAAGGACCCUAUACUGCAGUAACAACCGGUCAACUAUCUACAACAGGAACACCAUCUACAGGUGUAAGCACUGACACGCCUUCUGUAACUGGAGGACCAUCUACAGUAGUACCAACCAGUCAACCUUCUACAACAAGAACACCAUCUCCAGCUGUAAGCACUGGUCCACCUUCUGCAACUGGAGGACCAUCUACAGCAGUAAGCACUGGUCAACCUUUUGUAACAGGAACACCAUCUGCAGGUGUAAGCACUGGUCCACCUUCUGUAACUACAGGACCAUCUACAGUAGUAACUACUGGUCAAUCUCCUGCAACAGGAACACCAUCUCCAGGUGUAAGCACCGGUCCACCUUCUGUAACCGGAGGACCAUCUACAGCAGUAACAACCGGUCAACCUUCUGUAACAGGAACACCAUCACCAGGUGUAAGCACUGGCCCACCUUCUGUAACUGGAGGACCAUCUACAGUAGUAACUACCGGUCAACCUUCUGUAACAGGAACACCAUCUCCAGGUGUAAGCACUGGUCCACCUUCUGUAACCGGAGGACCAUCUACAGCAGUAACAACCAGUCAACCUUCUGCAACAGGAACACCAUCUCCAGGUGUAAGCACUGGUCCACCUUCUGCAACCGGAGGACCAUCUACAGCAGUAACUACCGGUCAACCUUCUGCAACAGGAACACCAUCUCCAGGUGUAAGAACUGGUCCAUCUUCUGUAACCGGAGGACCAUCUACAGCAGUAACCACCGGUCAACCUUCUGCAACAGGAACACCAUCACCAGGUGUAAGCACUGGCCCACCUUCUGUAACUGCAGGACCAUCUACAGUAGUAACCACAGGUCAACCUUCUGCAACAGGAACACCAUCUCCAGGUGUAAACACUGGUCCACCUUCUGUAACUGCAGGACCAUCUACAGCAGUAACCACCGGUCAACCUUCUGCAACAGGAACACCAUCACCAGCUGUAAGCACUGGCCCACCUUCUGUAACUGCAGGACCAUCUACAGCAGUAACCACCGGUCAACCUUCUGUAACAGGAACACCAUCUCCAGGUGUAAGCACUGGCCCACCUUCUGUAACUGGAGGACCCUCUACAGCAGUAACAACCAGUCAACCUUCUGCAACUGGAACACCAUCUCCAGGUGUAACCACCGCUGAAACAUCUGCAACAGGAACACCAUCUUCAGUUGUUAAUACUGUUUCACCUAUUACAACUAGUGGACCAUCGUCAAGAUCAACACCGGGUGUACCUCCUGCAACAAUAGUACCAUCUCCAAGUGUGAGUACUGGUCCACCUUCAGUAACCGGAGGACCAUCUACAGCAGUAACCACCGGUCAAACUUCUGCAACAGGAACACCAUCACCAGGUGUAAGCACUGGUCCACCUUCUGCAACUGAAGGACCCUAUACUGCAGUAACAACCGGUCAACCUUCUACAACAGGAACACCAUCUACAGGUGUAAGCACUGACACGCCUUCUGUAACUGGAGGACCAUCUACAGUAGUAACAACCAGUCAACCUUCUACAACAAGAACACCAUCUCCAGCUGUAAGCACUGGCCCACCUUCUGCAACUGGAGGACCAUCUACAGCAGUAACAACAAGUCAACCUUCUGCAACAGGAACACCAUCUCCAGCUGUAAGCACUGGUCCACCUUCUGUAACUGCAGGACCAUCUACAGCGGUAACCACCGGUCAACCUUCUGCAACAGGAACACCAUCACCAGGUGUAAGCACUGGCCCACCUUCUGUAACUGGAGGACCAUCUACAGCAGAAACCACCGGUCUACCUUCUUCAACAGGAACACCAUCUCCAGGUGUAAGCACUGGCCCACCUUCUGUAACUGAAGGACCAACUACAGCAGUAACAACCGGUCAACCUUCUGAAACAGGAACACCAUCUCCAGCUGUAAGCACUGGCCCACCUUCUGUAACUGAAGGACCAACUACAGCAGUAACAACCGGUCAACCUUCUGAAACAGGAACACCAUCUCCAGCUGUAAGCACUGGCCCACCUUCUGUAACUGCAGGACCAUCUACAGCAGUAACAACCGGCCCACCUUCUGUAACUGAAGGACCAACUACAGCAGUAACAACCGGUCAACCUUCUGUAACAGGAACACCAUCACCAGGUGUAAGCACUGGCCCACCUUCUGUAACAGGAACACCAUCUCCAGCUGUAAGCACUGGUCCACCUUCUGUAACUGGAGGACCAUCUACAGCAGUAAGCACUGGUCAACCUUCUGUAACAGGAACACCAUCUCCAGGUGUACGCACUGGUCCACCUUCUGUCACUGCAGGACCAUCUACAGUAGUAACCACCGGUCAACCUCCUGCAACAGGAACACCAUCUCCAGGUGUAAGCACCGGUCCACCUUCUGUAACCGGAGGACCAUCUACAGCAGUAACAACCGGUCAACCUUCUGUAACAGGAACAUCAUCUCCAGGUGUAAGCACUGGCCCACCUUCUGUACCUGGAGGACCAUCUACAGUAGUGACUACCGGUCAACCUUCUGUAACAGGAACACCAUCUCCACGUGUAAGCACUGGUCCACCUUCUGUAACCGGAGGACCAUCUACAGCAGUAACAACCAGUCAACCUUCUGCAACAAGAACACCAUCUCCAGGUGUAAGCACUGGUCCACCUUCUGUAACCGGAGGACCAUCUACAGCAGUAACUACCGGUCAACCUUCUGCAACAGGAACACCAUCUCCAGGUGUAAGAACUGGUCCAUCUUCUGUAACCGGAGGACCAUCUACAGCAGUAACCACCGGUCAACCUUCUGCAACAGGAACACCAUCACCAGGUGUCAGCACUGGUCCACCUUCUACAACUGGAGGACCAUCUACAGUAGUAACCACCGGUCAACCUUCUGCAACUGGAACACCAUCUCCAGGUGUAACCACCGCUGAAACAUCUGCAACAGGAACACCAUCUUCAGUUGUUAAUACUGUUUCACCUAUUACAACUAGUGGACCAUCGUCAAGAUCAACACCGGGUGUACCUCCUGCAACAAUAGUACCAUCUCCAAGUGUGAGUACUGGUCCACCUUCAGUAACCGGAGGACCAUCUACAGCAGUAACCAGCGGUCAAACUUCAACAACAGGAACACCAUCACCAGGUGUAAGCACUGGUCCACCUUCUGCAACUGAAGGACCAUAUACUGCAGUAACAACUGGUCAACCUUCUACAACAGGAACACCAUCUACAGGUGUAAGCACUGACACGCCUUCUGUAACUGGAGGACCAUCUACAAUAGUAACAACCAGUCAACCUUCUACAACAAGAACACCAUCUCCAGCUGUAAGCACUGGCCCACCUUCUGCAACUGGAGGACCAUCUACAGCAGUAACAACAAGUCAACCUUCUGCAACAGGAACACCAUCUCCAGCUGUAAGCACUGGUCCACCUUCUGUAACUGCAGGACCAUCUACAGCGGUAACCACAGGUCAACCUUCUGCAACAGGAACACCAUCACCAGGUGUAAGCACUGGCCCACCUUCUGUAACUGGAGGACCAUCUACAGCAGAAACCACCGGUCUACCUUCUUCAACAGGAACACCAUCUCCAGGUGUAAGCACUGGCCCACCUUCUGUAACUGAAGGACCAACUACAGCAGUAACAACCGGUCAACCUUCUGAAACAGGAACACCAUCUCCAGCUGUAAGCACUGGCCCACCUUCUGUAACUGAAGGACCAACUACAGCAGUAACAACCGGUCAACCUUCUGAAACAGGAACACCAUCUCCAGCUGUAAGCACUGGCCCACCUUCUGUAACUGCAGGACCAUCUACAGCAGUAACAACCGGCCCACCUUCUGUAACUGAAGGACCAACUACAGCAGUAACAACCGGUCGACCUUCUGUAACAGGAACACCAUCACCAGGUGUAAGCACUGGCCCACCUUCUGUAACAGGAACACCAUCUCCAGCUGUAAGCACUGGUCCACCUUCUGUAACUGGAGGACCAUCUACAGCAGUAAGCACUAGUCAACCUUCUGUAACAGGAACACCAUCUCCAGGUGUAAGCACUGGUCCACCUUCUGUCACUGCAGGAACAUCUACAGUAGUAACUUCCGGUCAACCCCCUGCAACAGGAACACCAUCUCAAGGUGUAAGCACCGGUCCACCUUCUGUAACCGGAGGACCAUCUACAGCAGUAACAACCGGUCAACCUUCUGUAACAGGAACACCAUCUCCAGGUGUAAGCACUGGCCCACCUUCUGUAACUGGAGGACCAUCUACAGUAGUAACUACCGGUCAACCUUCUGUAACAGGAACACCAUCUCCACAUGUAAGCACUGGUCCACCUUCUGUAACCGGAGGACCAUCUACAGCAGUAACAACCAGUCAACCUUCUGCAACAGGAACACCAUCUCCAGGUGUAAGCACUGGUCCACCUUCUGUAACCGGAGGACCAUCUACAGCAGUAACUACCGGUCAACCUUCUGCAACAGGAACACCAUCUCCAGGUGUAAGAACUGGUCCAUCUUCUGUAACCGGAGGACCAUCUACAGCAGUAACCACCGGUCAACUUUCUGCAACAGGAACACCAUCACCAGGUGUCAGCACUGGUCCACCUUCUACAACUGGAGGACCAUCUACAGUAGUGACCACCGGUCAACCUUCUGCAACAGGAACACCAUCACCAGAUGUAAGCACUGGUCCACUUUCUACAACUGGAGGACCAUCUACAGUAGUAACCAGCGGUCAACCUUCUGCAACAGGAACACCAUCUCCAGCUGUAAGCACUGGUCCACCUUCUGUAACUGGAGGACCAUCUACAGCAGUAACAACCAGUCAACCUUCUGCAACAGGAACACCAUCACCAGGUGUAAGCACUGGCCCACCUUCUGUAACUGCAGGACCAUCUACAGUAGUAACCACAGGUCAACCUUCUGCAACAGGAACACCAUCUCCAGGUGUAAGCACUGGUCCACCUUCUGUAACUGCAGGACCAUAUACAGCAGUAACCACCGGUCAACCUUCUGCAACAGGAACACCAUCACCAGCUGUAAGCACUGGCCCACCUUCUGUAACUGCAGGACCAUCUACAGCAGUAACCACCGGUCAACCUUCUGCAACAGGAACACCAUCUCCAGGUGUAAGCACUGGCCCACCUUCUGUAACUGGAGGACCAUCUACAGCAGUAACAACCAGUCAACCUUCUGCAACUGGAACACCAUCUCCAGGUGUAACCACCGCUGAAACAUCUGCAACAGGAACACCAUCUUCAGUUGUUAAUACUGUUUCACCUAUUACAACUAGUGGACCAUCGUCAAGAUCAACACCGGGUGUACCUCCUGCAACAAUAGUACCAUCUCCAAGUGUGAGUACUGGUCCACCUUCUGUAACCGGAGGACCAUCUACAGCAGUAACCACCAGUCAAACUUCUGCAACAGGAACACCAUCACCAGGUGUAAGCACUGGUCCACCUUCUGCAACUGAAGGACCAUAUACUGCAGUAACAACCGGUCAACCUUCUACAACAGGAACACCAUCUACAGGUGUAAGCACUGACACGCCUUCUGUAACUGGAGGACCAUCUACAGUAGUAACAACCAGUCAACCUUCUACAACAAGAACACCAUCUCCAGCUGUAAGCACUGGCCCACCUUCUGCAACUGGAGGACCAUCUACAGCAGUAACAACAAGUCAACCUUCUGCAACAGGAACACCAUCUCCAGCUGUAAGCACUGGUCCACCUUCUGUAACUGCAGGACCAUCUACAGCGGUAACCACCGGUCAACCUUCUGCAACAGGAACACCAUCACCAGGUGUAAGCACUGGCCCACCUUCUGUAACCGGAGGACCAUCUACAGCAGUAACCACCGGUCAACCUUCUGCAACAGGAACACCAUCACCAGGUGUAAGCACUGGCCCACCUUCUGUAACCGGAGGACCAUCUACAGUAGAAACCAUCGGUCAACCUUCUGCAACAGGAACACCAUCACCAGGUGUAAGCACUGGUCCACCUUCUGGAACUGGAGGACCAUCUACAGCAGUAACCACCGGUCAACCUUCUGCAACAGGAACACCAUCACCAGCUGUAAGCACUGGCCCACCUUCUGUAACCGGAGGACCAUCUACAGCAGUAACCACCGGUCAACCUUCUGCAACAGGAACACCAUCACCAGGUGUAAGCACUGGCCCACCUCCUGUAACUGGAGGACCAUCUACAGUAGUAACCACCGGUCAACCUUCUGCAACAGGAACACCAUCACCAGGUGUAAGCACUGGCCCACCAUCUGUAACUGGAGGACCAUCUACAGCAGUAACCACCGGUCAAUCUUCUGCAACAGGAACACCAUCACCAGGUGUAAGCACUGGCCCAUCUUCUGUAACCGGAGGACCAUCUACAGCAGUAACUUCCGGUCAACCUUCUGCAACGGGAACACCAUCUACAGGUGUAAGCACUGGUCCACCUUCUGUAACAGGCGGACCAUCUACAGCAGUAACCACCGGUCAACCUUCUGCAACAGGGACCCCAUCUCCAGGUGUAAGCACUGGCCCACCUUCUGUAACUGGAGGACCAUCUACAGCAGUAACAACCGGUCAACCUUCUGUAACAGAAACACCAUCUCCAGGUGUAAGCACUAGUCCACCUUCUGUAACCGGCGGACCAUAUACAGUAGUAACAACCAGUCAACCUUCUGCAACUGGAACACCAUCUCCAGGUGUAAGCACUGGUCCACCUUCUGUAACUGGAGGACCAUCUACAGUAGGAACCACCGGUCAACCUUCUGCAACUGGAACACCAUCUCCAGGUGUAAGCACUGUCCCACCUUCUGUAACUGGAGGACCACCUACAGCAGUAACAACCAGUCAACCUUUUGCAACUGGAACACCAUCUCCAGGUGUAACCACCGCUGAAACAUCUGCAACAGGAACACCAUCUUCAGUUGUUUAUACUGUUUCACCUAUUACAACUAGCGGACCAUCGUCAAGAUCAACACCGGGUGUACCUCCUGCAACAAUAGCACCAUCUCCAAGUGUGAGUACUGGUCCACCUUCUGUAACCGAAGGACCAUCUACAGCAGUAACCACCGGUCAAACUUCUGCAACAGGAACACCAUCACCAGGUGUAAGCACUGGUCCACCUUCUGCAAUUGAAGGACCAUCUACUGCAGUAACAACCGGUCAACCUUCUACAACAGGAACACCAUCUCAAGGUGUAAGCACUGACACGCCUAAUGUAACUGGAGGACCAUCUACAGUAGUAACAACCAGUCAACCUUCUACAACAAGAACACCAUCUCCAGCUGUAAGCACUGGCCCACCUUCUGCAACUGGAGGACCAUCUACAGCAGUAACAACAAGUCAACCUUCUGCAACAGGAACAACAUCUCCAGGUGUAAGCACUGGUCCACCUUCUGUAACCGGAGGACCAUCUACAGUAGUAACCACCGGUCAACCUUCAGCAACAGGAACACCAUCCCCAGGUGUAAGCACUGGUCCACCUUCUGUAACUGCAGGACCAUCUACAGCGGUAACCAUCGGUCAACCUUCUGCAACAGGAACACCAUCACCAGGUGUAAGCACUGGCCCACCUUCUGUAACCGGAGGACCGUCUACAGCAGUAACCACCGGUCAACCUUCUGCAACAGGAACACCAUAUCCAGGUGUAAGCACUGGUCCACCUUCUGUAACUGCAGGACCAUCUACAGCGGUAACCACCGGUCAACCUUCUGCAACAGGAACACCAUCACCAGGUGUAAGCACUGGCCCACCUUCUGUAACCGGAGGACCAUCUACAGUAGUAACCACCGGUCAACCUUCUGCAACAGGAACACCAUCUCCAGGUGUAAGCACUGGUCAACCUUCUCCAACAGGAACACCAUCACCAGCUGUAAUCACUGGUCCACCUUCUGUAACCGGAGGACCAUCUACAGCAGUAACCACCGGUCAACCUACUGCAACAGGAACCCCAUCUCCAGGUGUAAGCACUGAUUCACCUUCUGUAACUGCAGGACCAUCUACAGCGGUAACCAUCGGUCAACCUUCUGCAACAGGAACACCAUCACCAGGUGUAAGCACUGGUCCACCUCCUGUAACUGGAGGACCAUCUACAGCGGUAACUUCCGGUCAACCUUCUGCAACAGGAACACCAUCACCAGGUGUAAGCACUGGCCCACCUUCUGUAACCGGAGGACCAUCUACAGUAGUAACCACCGGUCAACCUUCUGCAACAGGAACACCAUCACCAGGUGUAAGCACUGGCCCACCUUCUGUAACCGGAGGACCAUCUACAGCAGUAACCACCGGUCAACCUUCUGCAACAGGAACACCAUCACCAGGUGUAAGCACUGGCCCACCUUCUGUAACCGGAGGACCAUCUACAGCAGUAACCACCGGUCAACCUUCUGCAACAGGAACACAAUCUCCAGCUGUAAUCACUGGCCCACCUUCUGUAACUGCAGGACCAUCUACAGCUGUAACUUCCGGUCAACCUUCUGCAACAGGAACACCAUCACCAGGUGUAAGCACUGGUCCACCUUCUGUAACUGCAGGACCAUCUAUAGGGGUAACUACCGGUCAACCUUCUGAAACAGAAACACCAUCUUCAGCUGUAAGCACUGACAAACCUUCUACAACUGGAGGACCAUCUACAGUAGUAACAAAAAGUCAACCUUCUGCAACAGGAACACCAUCACCAGGUGUAAGCACUGGUCCACCUUCUGUAACUGCAGGACCAUCUACAGCGGUAACUACCGGUCAACCUUCUGCAACAGGAACACCAUCACCAGUUGUUAGCACUGGUCCACCUUCUGUAACUGUAGGACCAUCUACAGCGGUAACUUCCGGUCAACCUUCUGCAACAGGAACACCAUCUCCAGGUGUAAGCACUGGCCCACCUUCUGUAACCGGAGGACCAUCUACAGCAGUAACCACCGGUCAACCUUAUGCAACAGGAACACCAUCUCCAGGUGUAAGCACUGGUCCACCUUCUACAACUGGAGGACCAUCUACAGCAGUAGCAACUAGUCCAACUUCGGCAACAGGAACACCAUCACCAGGUGUAAGCACUGGUCCACCUUCUACAACUGGAGGACCAUCUACAGCAGUAGCAACUAGUCCAACUUCGGCAACAGGAACACCAUCACCAGGUGUGAGCACUAGUCCACCUUCUGUAACUGGAGGACCAUCUACAGCAGUAACAACCAGUCAACCUUCUGCAACUGGAACACCAUCUCCAGGUGUAACCACCGCUGAAACAUCCGCAACAGGAACACCAUCUUCAGUUGUUAAUACUGUUUCACCUAUUACAACUAGCGGACCAUCGUCAAAAUCAACACCGGGUGUACCUCCUGCAACAACAGCACCAUCACCAAGUGUGAGUACUGGUCCACCUUCAGCAACUGGAAGACCAUCUACAGCAGUAACCAUCGGUCAAACUUCUGCAACAGGAACACCAUCACCAGGUGUAAGCACUGGUCCACCUUCUGCAACUGAAGGACCAUCUACAGCAGUAACAACCGGUCAACCUUCUGCAACAGGAACAACAUCUCCAGGUGUAAGCACUGGUCCACCUUCUACAACUGGAGGACCAUCUACAGCAGUUACAACCAGUCAACCUUCUGCAACAGGAACACCAUCUCCAGGUUUUUGUAAAUUUACCCAAAACGAGUUUUUUGAUAACUUUGGGUUUGAACAAAUGGGACUUAUUGGAUAUAUUGAGAAAGAUAACCAGCCAGGAAUAACUGAUAAUGAGGAAAAGAUAUAUAUCGGAUCUACCGUGGAGGCAGGUGUUGUCGUCGUGGUGGGAUGUAGUAACUGUUCAUGUGAAGAAGACGGAACAAUUGGCUGCGAGAUUGGAGAGUGUCAAGACUGUAAAUAUUCAGAUUGGGGAGAAUGGUCUGAAUGUACAAGGGAUUGUGAUGUAGGAUCAAUGACUAGAACACGCACCAAACUCUCUCUGACAACUCCAGAUAGGUGCCCGGAUGACUUGAUUCAGACGAAAGAUUGUAACAUUCACAGUUGUCCUACACCAACAACGGUGGAAAUUUGUGGACCCUGGGAUGAUUGGACCGAUUGUAGUGUUGACAGCAGCAACCUACCGUGUACAGAAGGUACAAGGACAAGACAACGAAAUUGCACUGGUGAAAUUACACGUGACGUACAAAGCUGUUCAAAUGACUGUCCUCCAAAUCCAGUUUGUGAGGAACCAAGAAUUUUACUGACUAAACCUAGAUGUGAGAUGUCAUGCUCAACCUUACAAAAUCCUGAAAUUUGUUCCGAAGAUGAAGACUUUUCACCAAGGUGUGGUUGUAAAGAAGGAUAUGUUAUUGAUGAAGCCACUGACAACUGUAUUCCAGUAGAGAACUGUGUCUGCUACAAAUCUGACGGGGUACCAGUUAAUGUUGGAAUGACUUUCCCAGGCCCUACAGCUUGUCGGGAAUGUAUUUGUAAUGGACCAUCAAACUAUUUUUGCUAUGAGAAACCAGAUUGUUGUGAAUGGAACGAUUGGACAGACUGGGGUGAAUGCGACUCCAAUUGUGAAACUGGUGUCAAAAGGCGCUACAGAACCUUGAAUAUUGGGGAGUUGGAAUUCUGUGGUAAUGACAUGGAAACCGAAAGUUGUGAACCUAAAGACACAACGGAAUGUCAUGUGUGUGAGGUGGAUGGUGUAUCGUAUGCACUCGGAGAUCUAAUUAGUACUCAGAAUGGUGGAUGUGUCAAAUGUUACUGUUAUUCUGAUGGACCACAGUGUGUUAAUGACCCAAAUACAAACGUUGAUGGAAAUUGGAAUGAAUGGACAUCCUGGUCAAUAUGCACGACAUCUUGUGAAGGUGGUAUGAAGACUAGAACAAGACAGUGCAAUAAUCCUCUGCCUAUGUGUAACGGGUCACCUUGUCAAGGUCAAAAUCAAGAAUAUGAACAAUGUAACAUCGAUGUUUUAUGUUGUACAACAAAUGAAUGGAGCGAUUGGACAGAAUGUCCAACAAGUUGCAGUAAUGGUGAAAAUCAAAUACGGACUCGACAGUUUGUUGGUCCGUUUAAUUCAACAAGUUGUCCUGGUGUUCAACUGGUUGACACUCGUGAAUGUACCGUUACUAAUUGUGAAUGUAUCUAUAACUAUGUUCCGGCUGAACAAUGUUACAGUAACAACGGAGCUGACUGUGGAAGUGGCGUACGAGAAUUACUUGGCACGUUACAAAGUGGUGGGGAGGAUUGUACUGAUCAGGAUACUAUAUAUGAACAAUGCCAUCUUCCAUCAUGUGUAUGUGAGAAGGAAAAUGAAAUGUGGAGUGUAUAUUCUACAUGUGUUGAAAAGUAUUGUGCCAACAUAACAAGUCCUGUUGAAAUGAAUGCUGAUUGUGAUCACGAAGGCUGUAUAUGUGGAGAAGGAUUCUUUAGGAAUGAAUUACAUGAAUGUGUAACAUUUGAGGAGUGUGCCAAAUGUCGCUACAAUGACGUCGAUUAUAUGCCGGGUGAUUUCAUUAAAAAUUCUGAGGAACGAUGUGAAGUAUGUGAAUGUAUAAAUGGUGAAGUAAAAUGUACGAGACAGUGUGAUGAACCUACCGAAUGUCUACCGGGCGAAGUACUUGAUUACGAAACAGACGAUGCGUGUUGUCGAUCCUGUAUUCCAGAGCAGACUACAUGUAAAAUGGUUACUGAACGUAAGGUACUUGAAUAUGGAAUUGGAUCAAGCCUCUGUCGUACAAAUGGAAGUAUAGAAAUAUCCUACUGUUCUGGUGGAUGCGGAACUAGUUUCAUGGCGCCCCUUCUUGUACUAGGCGCCAUAGAUACGUCAGUUUCCUUUAACAAACAAUGUAAAUGUUGUUCAGGAACAACUGAAAGAUUCCAGAUUUUGGAUAUUGUCUGUGUUGACCCAGUUGGACCUACAAAGGCUUACAUACCUGUAAUAAAAGCUGGUUCCUGUAAAUGUGAUGCUUGUUUAUUAACAGCAUCUGGAGAAGUACAAGAAAAAGCUGAGAAAGUAGUCAGUAAUCUGAACAAUUUGUUAUAGGACUUUUCAUUGAUAUUACAAGCAUUUAAUUGUUAUUAAUAAAUGAUUGCAUUGUA
Messenger RNA from Mytilus trossulus (common blue mussel), 35831 nucleotides. Its product is annotated as mucin-19-like. Gene Ontology annotation, molecular function: protein binding. The coding region runs from base 1 to 35775 and encodes 11924 amino acids. NCBI's taxonomy places the organism in Eukaryota, Metazoa, Mollusca, Bivalvia, Mytilida, Mytilidae. The transcript is spliced from 46 exons. The record is from RefSeq and is a predicted model, not a curated record.